GAGUGAAAGAGCGAGAGAGAGGCAGAGAACAGUCGAAAGUGCAUGCAAGAGUGAGAGAAAAGAAAGAGAGUGGGCGCGUCAGAGAUAGUGAACACGUUAGAGAUUGAGAGAAAGAGUCUCUAAGGUAGGAUAGGUAAAGGUGAGGUAUCGUGAGAGUAUUUGGUUAGUGGACCGUCAGAAUCCUGCCCUCUAAUUGGUUACUGAGAGUUGGAGUGACAGUCUGGUCCCUCCCCUGAGUGUGUAUGUAUGCGUGAGAGCAGACAGAGAGGCUGAGAGGCACAGAGGCAGUCUCUAACUCUAUCCCAGCCCUCAGCCCCUCAGACCCACUCUCUCUCACUCACUCACAGAUGCACCCUCAGCGCUGGCUCGGGCUCCGCUUCAACACUGGGACACAGAGAGAGGCAGCAAGAGUCUGAGGGAGAGUAAGAGUGAGGGAGUGAGAGAGAGGAAGAGAGAGGGAGAUCGGUAGUGCGUGAGUGUGUGUGUGUGUGUGUUUGUGUGUGUGUGUAAGCACCAUGUCUUCAGACCCAGGGCUCAUAGCACUGUUUCUAUGGACUAUAUCACUACAGACUCUGGGCACCGCUGGAAACAACAACAACAACAACAAUGAAGUGAAUCUACUAGACACCUCCUCAAUAUCAGGAGACUGGGGCUGGCUAACAUACCCAUCACAUGGGUGGGAUGCUAUAAAUGAGAUGGAUGAGUAUUUCAGUCCCAUCCACACGUACCAGGUGUGUAACGUGAUGAGUCCCAGUCAGAACAACUGGCUGAGGACAGGCUGGAUCCCUCGUGACGGAGCGAGGAGGAUCUACAUCGAGGUCAAGUUCACCCUCCGGGACUGUAACAGCAUGCCUGGAGUCCUGGGAACCUGCAAGGAGACAUUUAACCUGUACUACUAUGAGUCGGACCGAGCUGUAGGCACGGCCAUCAGAGAGACCCAGUUCACCAAGAUCGAUACCAUCGCUGCUGAUGAGAGCUUUACUGGAGUGGACCUGGGAGUCAGGAGACUCAAACUCAACACAGAAGUGCGGGGUGUGGGCCCCCUCACUAGACGAGGCUUCUACCUGGCCUUCCAGGACAUUGGGGCGUGCAUCGCCCUGACCUCAGUCAGGGUGUACUACAAGCGCUGCUCAGGCGUGGGCCGCAACUUGGCCGUGUUCACUGACGUGGUGACAGGCGCUGACUCCUCCUCCCUGGUGGAGGUCAGGGGUCAGUGUGUGGACCACGCCGAAGAGAGAGACACGCCCAAGAUGUACUGCAGCGCUGAGGGGGAGUGGCUGGUGCCCAUCGGGAGGUGUAUAUGCAGUGCGGGGUUCGAGGAGCACAGGGAGUCCUGCAUCGCGUGUGAGGUGGGUUUCUAUAAGCCAAUGGCAGGUGAUGGGUUGUGUGGGAGGUGUCCUCUACAAAGCCACUCAGAGACCAGAGCUGCCCUCUACUGCCCCUGUGACUCCAGCCACUACAGGGCCCUUACAGACCCCCCUGCUGCACCCUGCACAAGCCCCCCAACAGCUCCAGUUAACAUGAUAUCGUCGGUUAACGGUACGUCAGUGAAUCUGGAGUGGGGGCGACCGCUGGACUCGGGGGGUCGCAGUGACCUGCUGUACAGCGUGCUCUGUCAGAAGUGCUCUGGGGAAGGGGGGCAGUGUGAGGACUGUACAGCAGGGAUGGGUUCAACCAGUGGGGGAGAGGGGAUGGGAGGAGGGGGUGGAGGGACGGUGGACCACUCUGGGGUGGUCCCGGUGCGGUUUGUUCCCCGGCAGAGCUCGUUGACCGAACCCUGGGUUACCGUUCUAAACCUGGUUGCCCACGCCAACUAUACCUUCCGUAUCCUUGCGAUGAAUGCCGUGACUCACCUAAGCAAUGAGCCAGCGCCCUUCAUAUCUGUCAACAUCACCACGAACCAGGCAGCCCCUUCCCAGGUGAUCGCCAUUCGCCAGGAGAACGCCAGUCAGAACAGCGUCACUCUGCAGUGGCACGAGCCUGACCAGCCAAAUGGAAUCAUACUAGAGUAUGACAUCAAAUACUAUGAGAAGGAUAAGGAGCAGCAAAGUUAUUCCACCCUGAAGGCUAAGGGGACCACGGCCCUGGUGUCUGGCCUGAAGCCUGGUACCAGGUACAUUUUUCAGGUCCGGGCCAGAACCUCAGCAGGCUGCGGACGCUUCAGCCAGAAUGUGGAGAUCCAGACCGGGAAAGCAAUUCCUCUGCGCUACGACACUAUGACUAUCAUCUGGAUCUGUAUGGCGCUGGUCUCUGGCCUGGUCACCUUCCUGGCCAUCGUCAUCUGCAGGAAACGGCAAGGCAACCCUUUCUUACACUACACCACUACCCGUGAUGUGGAUGAGUCCUCUCUGACUCUACGUCACUCAUAUACUCACUGUGGCUAUAGCAAGGCCUUCCAGGACUCUGAUGAGGAGAAGAUGCACUACCAGAAUGGCCAUGUGUCAUUCCCCGACGUGCGAUUCUACAUCGACCCACACACCUACGAGGACCCUUGCCAGGCCGUCCACGAGUUUGCCCGAGAAAUUGAAGCUUCCAGGAUCAGAAUAGAGAAAAUCAUUGGGUCAGGUGAGUUUGGGGAGGUGUGUUACGGGCAGAUGCGUCUCCCAGGGAAGAGAGACAUUCCGGUGGCUUUGAAGACACUGAAAGCAGGAUACAGUGACAAGCAGAGGAGGGACUUCCUGGCUGAGGCAUCAAUCAUGGCCCAGUUUGACCACCCUAAUGUCAUUCACCUGGAGGGAGUGGUCACACGCAGUAAACCAGUCAUGAUCAUCACUGAGUACAUGGAGAAUGGAUCUCUGGACUCUUUCCUGAGGAAACAUGAUGGUCAGUUCACUAUAAUCCAGCUGGUGGGCGUGAUGCGUGGCAUCGCGGCGGGUAUGACCUACCUGGCAGACCUAGGCUACAUCCAUCGUGACCUGGCAGCUCGUAACAUCCUGGUCAACAGCAACAUGGUGUGUAAGGUGUCUGACUUCGGCCUGUCCAGAGUCCUGGAGGACGAUCCUGAUGCAGCAUACACCACCAGCGGUGGUAAGAUUCCAAUCCGCUGGACAGCACCGGAGGCCAUUGCCUACAGGAAGUUCUCCUCUUCCAGUGAUGUGUGGAGCUAUGGCGUGGUCAUGUGGGAGGUCAUGUCAUAUGGGGAGAGGCCAUACUGGAACCUCACCAACAGAGAUGUGAUAAAGUCAGUAGAGGAGGGCUACAGGCUACCUGCUCCUAUGGGCUGUUCAGGUGCUCUACACACUCUCAUGCUGGACUGCUGGCAGAAGGACCGCAACGAGAGGCCCCGGUUCUGCCAGAUCGUUACAGUUUUAGACAAGCUGAUCCGGAACCCAGAGCACCUCAAGUCCAUGGACACGCUGUGCAGGUUAAGCACACCUCCCAUGAUGGACAGAAGUAUCCCAGACUUCAGCAGCUGUAGUUCUGUGGAUGAGUGGCUGGACACCAUCAAGAUGGGCCGAUACAGGGACCAUUUUGCUGCAGGAGGCUACCUGACCCUAGGCCACGUCGUAGGCAUGAACCAAGGGGAUAUCCACAGGCUGGGGGUGACACUGAUGGGCCACCAGAAGAAGAUCAUGACCAGUGUACAGCUGAUGCGUGUCCAGGUGCUCAACAGAAGUGUGCCCUCGGUGCACGUAUAACUUCAGCCUCAAGGCUUCUCCAGCCAGCCGAUUUUCAAAUCUAGGCCCAGGCUUCUGAGGCCUAGUCGGAACUCAUGGGAAGUGAUCUAUGACUAUCAGAGAAACUACAAUGUCCAGGUGACAAUUUGGUUAACUUUUCAAGACCUCUUCUUUGAGAGAUUGAAACUUCAAGAGUACGGAUAUGAAGGGACUUGAGUACCAUAGCCUUUGUUUUUCCUAUUCAGAUAUGUUUCAUGUCUUGUUUGUAAAAAUGUAUGGACUGCCUUAAUCUCCACAAAUGAUUUAAAUGUUGUUGUAUACAAAGAGAUAUUCUAUUCAUAUUAAUGUAUCAGUUAAGUAUACGUUACAAUGGAUCUGAGUGAUAGCCUAGCAUACAGUAAGCGAGAGACUGGCAGGGGCUGGAGCACUGAGCUGUGUCCCCCAGCACACAGCUUCUCCUAUGAUUCCCCUGAGAACCGCCCCCAGAACCCUGUACACUUACAUGGCACAAGAAGACCCUGGAUCUGAACCUGACAGUGGACAAACAGCAACAACCUAGUCGACUCACCAGAAAUUCCAAGUCUCCUCCACUAAGAAGGAGGCCAGUUCCAACUUGGCUAUGAAAGACUGUACGGAGUCACAAUCUCACACAGUAAACAUUCGAAGGACCCUAGGAGAGAAGUACUGUGUUCUCUCCCUGGUACAGCUGCGUAGCUCACAACUACUGUAGAACAGAUGGAUGGAUGAUGACUCAUUGUGAUUAUAGUGUUUUGACUCUGUGGUGGUAAGGACAAAACAAGGAAUAGGGAAAGUGCUGUAUGUGGAAUGUUUUUAUCUAUAUACUCUGAAAACAAUAUUAUUGACGGUCCUAGUUCCACUGUGCAAUCAAGAGAAUGGUUUUCUAAUGCACAUAUGUUUGAUUUCCUGAAUAAGUGGUCUAUGUCUCUUUUUAUUAGAGAAGAAGCUCAUUAUAUUCCCUGAAUAUGCAUUGUUUAACUAUGGUGACAUUUCAAUAAUGUUUCCAGAUUUUUCUCCUGAGACACUUUUUUUUUUAAACACUGGACUUCAAUAGAAAUUCCAUAUUUUAUGAAAGUAUGUUUUAUUAGAUCUAUCAAUUGACAAACAACCUUCCGUUUUCUAUACCAGUACAUACCUACGGUCACUAGAACUGUUUUCUAUACCAGUACAUACCUACGGUCACUAGAACUGUUUUCUAUACCAGUACAUACCUAUGGUCACUACAACUGUUUUCUAUACCAGUACAUACCUACGGUCACUAGAACUGUUUUCUAUACCAGUACAUACCUACGGUCACUAGAACUGUUUUCUAUACCAGUACAUACCUACGGUCACUACAACAGGAUGUACUAACCUCUGUCUGAAAUUAGGGGCUCUAGUCAAUCAGUAUCGCUGAAUCGUUACAGAUUGCUCAAUAGAUAUUUUAAGGUAAUUUCCGAUUAAGCCGAAAAAUGCAGUGUUUAACGUGAAUGCUGUCUCCACUAACGCAGGAACAUUGCCUUUAAAUUUCAAUCAUGCUGUAACGCUGAACUUCCGGAAUACAGAUUAAAUAGAGCCCUAGGUCUAUUUGCUCUCAAACAAAAUUCAAAAGACAAAAGCUUUUUGCAAAGAUUGAUGGAUCAUCCUUGUUUGUCAUGUUGAAUCAUAUAAUACAAAUAGUGACUGAAAAAGCAAUACCCCUCUGUAUGCACGGCUCAGUGCUGAGUCCACUGCCAUGAUUCACCUGGGAAGAAAUAAAAUGGGUUGUGGUUAGGGUCUAUCCAGAAUGUGGGCAUGUAGUUUGGGUUAAGGUUGGGGUUAGGGUAUGAUAAUAGCUAUGGUUUGGGUUGAUCCGGAGUGUGGCCUUGAAGCUAUACAUUCAAUCCCUGGAUUUAGGUAUGUUUUAAACCAUUUCACCAGAAGUUCAUUGAAGCUAAGGUUAAGGUUAGGGUUAGUGCUCGGGUUGAUCCAUGGUGUGGCCUUGGAGCUACACACUCCAUCCCUGGAUUGAGGUAAGAUUUCAUACAUUUCACUUGAAGUUCACCGAGGCUAGCGUUAAGGUUAGGGCUAAAAAAUAUAUAUUUGAUGAAAAAUUGUAUUUGGCCUUCCUGCUAUUAGCCGAUGCAAACACAUUGAAUAACAUAUUCACCACAUGGAACAACAGAUAGUCCCAAAAAACUAAUCUAAAAGAAGUUUGUUCUGAAGUGUCUGUCUAGUAUAUCUGAGAGAUAGAAGAAAGAUCAGGAUAUAAACAUAUUUAACCCCUUAUUUUUGGCACUAAACAGUCUCCACAUAUACUUCCAUGAUUUUUUUCCACUGGUACCGGGGGAACUUCAGACGAGACAUGAGGCCUGUGGGCGUCCUAGAGCAAAACAACCGACAUGUACAGUACGUGUUCGUGAGACACUUACCUUUCCACAAACUGUUCAGAUGCUACAGACAGAAGUUGGAAGAUCGGCAGUACUGACUUCAGACAGGUCACAAGACACUUGUGGGGGUCAUAGAGCAAAAGAGAUCUUAUCUUUCCAUAGAGGGAUCAACAUAUUUUUCCUAGGCCAAACCGUUCGGAGGGUACUUUACACCACUGUGUGCUUGUAAUAGUUUGUAGGCCAGACCGUUACGUCAGAUCAGAGGCAGUAGGGAUGACGAGUUAUAUUGAUAGGUGCGUGAAUUGGACCAUAUUGCUGUCCUGCCUGAGCAUUCUAAAUGAAACUUGUACUUUUGGGUGUCAGGAAAAAUGUAUGGGAGUAACAAGUACAUAUUUUCUUUAGGCAUGUAGUGGAGUAAAAGUAAAAGUAAUAAAAAAUCUGAAUUUA
This is a messenger RNA of Salvelinus fontinalis (brook trout), 6430 nucleotides long. RefSeq names its product ephrin type-A receptor 8-like. Gene Ontology annotation, molecular function: ATP binding; protein binding; transmembrane-ephrin receptor activity. The record is from RefSeq and is a predicted model, not a curated record. Bases 516 to 3638 code for a protein of 1040 amino acids. Gene Ontology annotation, biological process: cell surface receptor protein tyrosine kinase signaling pathway; axon guidance; protein phosphorylation. Gene Ontology annotation, cellular component: neuron projection; plasma membrane. The transcript is spliced from 19 exons. NCBI's taxonomy places the organism in Eukaryota, Metazoa, Chordata, Actinopteri, Salmoniformes, Salmonidae.